AUGUUUCGCCGAACCAUCCCCAGAGUCGUGACAACCACGCGGCUAUCUUACACACGGACCAGUCGUCAACGGCUACUGGCGCGGCAGCAUGUUUCCCUACUUCACCAAACGACGAGAUUUUAUGGCAAAGCCCCUGGAAGCAAGUACUCCUUCUCAGAGGAGCAGGCCAAUCUCGGAGGGCCCUCGACCCCUUUCAAACUCAGUACAGCCCUGGAACAAGACUACGACCAGGUGAAAAUCUUCUACCAAGGUACCACUGCAGCUCCGACCCUCGACGAGAGGAGAGGCUUUCAGAACGCCCUGGUAUGGGAGCUUGCGAGGCAUAUCGUGGCCAAGGAACUCGUUGUGUUUCCCGCAGUAGAAGAUGUUGUCGUUGUCGCAGGUGGCAAGGAACUAAUCGAAAAGGAACGUAAUGCGCAUAGAGAGAUCAAGGAGCUCCUGUCGGUCUUCCAAGACAUGAAGCCCGAUGAUGACCAGUUCAAGGCCAAACUCGAUCAAUUGUACAACAAAUUUUGGGACACCGUCAAGGAUAUCGAACAAGAAACACUUCAGAAGCUCGAAUCGACAAUAAGUCUUACCUCGUCCAAGGAGUUGUGUCUCAAGUACGCGCGGACGAAGAAUUUCGCGCCCACCCGAAGCCACCCAAACGCGCCCGACAAGUCACCGUUCUUCGAGACCGCCAGCGCGCUCUUCACUGCACCUCUUGACAAGCUGCGCGACAUUUUCAGGAGGUUCCCAAAGGAUGGCGAUGGGCCCGACGGCGGACACGAUGGGGACUCUAUGUCAGCGGGGCCAAAGGGCGCACCGUACGAGUUGCACAAGAAGACUCCGGAGCAGCGGUCAUGCCCGUGA
Microdochium trichocladiopsis is the source of this 852-nucleotide messenger RNA. RefSeq lists its product as uncharacterized. Bases 1 to 852 code for a protein of 283 amino acids. The record is from RefSeq and is a predicted model, not a curated record. The transcript has 2 exons. Lineage: Eukaryota; Fungi; Ascomycota; Sordariomycetes; Xylariales; Microdochiaceae.